This is a messenger RNA of Macroventuria anomochaeta, 888 nucleotides long. RefSeq lists its product as uncharacterized. The record is from RefSeq and is a predicted model, not a curated record. Bases 290 to 721 code for a protein of 143 amino acids. The transcript has a single exon. Lineage: Eukaryota; Fungi; Ascomycota; Dothideomycetes; Pleosporales; Didymellaceae.
GUCACUUGCUUUUGACCCUCUCAUGACGUCCCAAAGCGGACGCACCGGAUACAAAGCCCACUGCGCGCUUCACUUACGGUCCGCAUCCAUGCUCUCGUGAAAUUCACAGACCGCCUUUGUUCUCGGAUUUGCUAUUCCAAGACCCGCUUUCAACGAAUCCUUCAGUCGCUUGUGUUUCACCUGUCACUACUAUAUCCACUUCAAGACCGUUGCAGCCGCCGGAUAUUCAAUAUCAUAUCGCCGUCGCUACUCCGUUUGCAAUCAACACAAUCUAACUUCUACAUCAACCAUGCCUCCUAUCGCCCAUCUUGCACCUCGCUUCCUGGAGGGCUCAUCUUCUGGAGGCAUUUCUGGAACUGCCAUCGCCGUACUCAUCGUUGUCGGAGUAAUUCCUGUCAUCGCACUUAUCUGGGUCUGCGUAUGGCUUCUGUUCUUCUACGGCAACGGGCGCAACUGCUGCUGCAUGCGCCGCAAGAGAGCUGCUACAGAGCCUGAGGUGCUCGAGAGCCCUAUGUCCAACGAAGCGACCUUGAACGAGAAGACCAACUACACUCUUCCCCAGAGGCCAGUCUCCGCCUGGAGGUCUGAGAGCGGAUCGUCCACCGAACGACCAAGAGACAGGGAAACACUGAAGAAGCACCACCCCAGGGAGAGCAUGCAGAGCCAGUGGAGCAGCAACAGCACCAUUCCUGUCGUCCAGGAGCCGAAGCAAAUGGUGUGAGCACAGCCUUGAGGGUCCUUACGGCACUGAAGUGCUCGUAUGAUCCAUCUCCUUUAUGACAAUUUGACGCCUCCUGGACGUGCUGGCCUCCUACAGCUGCAACUUGCCUCAUCGACGCCGUUUAACGUGCACAGCGUAUGCCGAGAACACCGAGGGGAACUGUACAC